Molecule: messenger RNA, 243 nt
Organism: Acanthamoeba castellanii str. Neff
Lineage: Eukaryota; Discosea; Longamoebia; Acanthamoebidae
Exons: 2
Coding region: 1-243 (80 amino acids)
Source: RefSeq, a predicted model, not a curated record
AUGGCCGAACAACUGGCAGGCGCCUACCUUCGCGGUCGAAUCGGCGCGCUGGCGGACAACGAUGUGUUCUCGGGCGGCCUCAUGCUCGUCCUGGUGGGAAUGGUCGCGGCCUACGUCGGCUGGACGGCCCAGUGGCUGUGGGACCGGUUCUGGCGCGAGUUCGUCGUGUCGCUCGAGGUGCGCAAGGAGGACGAGGCCUUCGCGUGGAUCAUGAAACUGAGCGCGCCAACGGCCGCGACCUGA